AUGGAUCAGGUCGGAAAGGAAGAUAAUCUAUUACAAAUGCAAUAUGUUUUUGCAUUACGCAAAAGUGACGGUGAAAUAAAGAAUUUUCAUGAGCAUAUCAAUACAGUGGAGUUGGAGAAGAAACAUUUAGAAGAAGAAGUGAAUAUUUUAAAAUGGCAAAACGACGUGCUUUCAAGAAAAGCUGGUGCUUCUUCUAGCAGUGCAGGGCGUUCAGAAAUACUUGAGGAAGAAAACAGAGUACUGAACGAACGUGUUAACAUACUGGAGGCAGAAGUUAGGAGGCUUAAAGACAGCGUGCUCAGUAAAGCUCGGCAAGUGGCUGCUAAAGAGGCUUGGAUUCAGACAAUAGAGAAUGUUAACAUUGAUUUUCAAAAAGAAAUUGAACAACUGCAGUGUCAUCUGAUAGAACAGAACAAUCGGAUCGUUCGCUUAUCGGCGGACAAAGAAACACUGGAGCAGGAGUUGUCAUUUGGAAAGGCUGCUGCAUUGACCAGGGCAGAUGAGGCUGUUUCAUUUAAUACGGAGAAAAUAGAAUUGCAGUCAGAUGAGGCAAAGUAUGAGUAUGGCUCAGAGAACACAGGGCAUGGUUUAAGUGCUUUUUACCCGCCUCAGCAGCAAACGCCUGACAGUGAGUCCAAUUUCAUGAGCUAUCGUGUACGAAUGUUGUCAGCUGAGUUGGAAAAAACAAGGCGUAAAGUUGAGGAAUUAAACAGAAAUAUUGCGAUUUCAACACUCAACGGAUUUGACAAACCGCUUAAACUUCAAGACAUAUUUGACUAUAUGACUGCUAUUAGGAGAGAUACCGCUGGCUUGGAAAAGGAAUUGCAAAAAGCUAUUAACCAAUAUGAUGAUCUUUUGGCGACGCUGAAAAAAACAAUUGAUUCUGUGUUGCCAAAAGGUGAUCGCAUUAUCAUGGCGUUAUGA
Enterobius vermicularis (human pinworm) is the source of this 924-nucleotide messenger RNA. The record is from the annotation of a GenBank genome assembly. NCBI's taxonomy places the organism in Eukaryota, Metazoa, Nematoda, Chromadorea, Rhabditida, Oxyuridae.